GUCCAAGCCCAAAUUCAUUAUCCAUUAAAUUAAGUAAACAACAUUCCAACCCUAGUCUUCAGACCUUCAGUGCUUCAUUGAGUUCAUUCACUGCUCUUCACGCCAUUUCCUCAAUCCUCUUCACUGCUGACUGCUUCACGCCAUUUCCUCUUCUUCCACAAGACCACAACUGCUUGACUGCUUCAGCUCUUCCACAAUCAGCCAGUGAACCAGCGUGGCAGCAUUUCUGUUCCCAUAAGAUGGCGGAUGAAACUAGAUUAAGUUUGGUUGGUUCAACUGAUACCGUACCUAAUACAGAUGAUAGCAAUGACAACUCACUUGACACCGAGCCCCAGGUAACAAAGAAAAGAAAGAAUAUGAAAUCUAGAUCAGAUGUUUGGGAGCACUUUGAUAAGGUCAUUGUAAAUGGUAUUGUUAAAGCAAAGUGUAGACAUUGUAAAAAUCUUUAUGCAGCUAAUACAUCUGUAAAUGGAACAACGGGAUUGAGACAACAUAUAGCUUUAAGGUGCAUACCAUAUAAAGCCAAGAGUAAAACUAGCACUCAGAAAAAGAUAAAUUUUGCAUCUACGGAUGAGCAUGAGCCGCGUUGGGAAUUUGAUCAACAAUUAAUUAGGAGGGCUUUAGUUGAGAUGAUAAUUAUAGAUGAACUACCAUUUAGCUUUGUAGAAAAGGAAGGCUUUAAGAAGUUUAUGCAAGUAGCCCAACCUUUAUUUCAAGUUCCUUCCCGUAGAACAGUAACAAGGGAUUGUUAUGGACGUUACGAUGAAUUGAGACUAGAUUUGAAGAAGUCUUUUAGAGAAGCAAAAGCAAAAAUUUUCCUUACCACUGACACAUGGACAUCGUUGCAAAGAAUUAAUUAUAUGUGUUUGACUGCUCACUUUAUUGAUAGAGAUUGGGUUUUGCAUAAAAAAUAUUGA
Molecule: messenger RNA, 917 nt
Organism: Lycium barbarum (goji berry)
Lineage: Eukaryota; Viridiplantae; Streptophyta; Magnoliopsida; Solanales; Solanaceae
Product: zinc finger BED domain-containing protein DAYSLEEPER-like
Exons: 2
Coding region: 240-917 (225 amino acids)
Molecular function (GO): DNA binding
Source: RefSeq, a predicted model, not a curated record